This is a messenger RNA of Brassica napus (rape), 3378 nucleotides long. RefSeq lists its product as uncharacterized. NCBI's taxonomy places the organism in Eukaryota, Viridiplantae, Streptophyta, Magnoliopsida, Brassicales, Brassicaceae. Bases 1 to 3378 code for a protein of 1125 amino acids. The record is from RefSeq and is a predicted model, not a curated record. Gene Ontology annotation, molecular function: RNA-DNA hybrid ribonuclease activity; nucleic acid binding. The transcript has a single exon.
AUGAGUAAAGAAGGAUUCAGAGAAGUGGUUAAGGCCGAUUGGGAGUCGUCGGUAUCUGAUAGCCACUCGAGCUUGUAUGAGAAGAUUAGUAGAACGAGGAGGGCCAUAUCUAAAUGGAAGCGACAGAACCCAUCAAACAAUGAGAUCCUCAUCGCAGAGCUGAAGGAGAAAAUAGAUAAGGCGCAGGCGGAUGACUCAGUAUCCAGCGAGGAGGAACUGGAGCUCAAGUGGAAACUGUGUGCUGCGUAUAGGGAGGAGGAGAUUUACUGGAAACAGAAGAGUCGUAUGCUCUGGCUAAGGGAAGGAGAUCGAAACACGAGAUAUUUUCAUGCCAAGACCAAGCAAAGAAGAGCCAGGAACCGAAUAACUAGAAUAAAAAACUCGAUGAACCAUUGGGUGGAGACGGAGGAGGGUAUUGAGGAGGUGGCCACGGUGUACUUCCAACAACUCUUCACUUCGUCGAACCCAUCAACUAUUGAUGACACAAUCCGGUAUAUUGCCGCGCAGGUUAACGAUGAGAUGAAUCAGAGAUUACUAAGAAUCCCUCAAGAUGAGGAGAUUAGGGAGGCGACUUUUGCAAUAAAUCCAGAGAAAGCACCCGGGCCAGACGGUAUGACAAGCCUCUUCUAUCAACGUUUUUGGGCAACGGUAGGCAAAGAUGUUUGCACCAUGGUUCGGGAAUUUUUCAUUACGGGCGACUUUGAUGAAAGACUGAACCAGACCAACAUAUGUCUGAUUCCCAAGACGGAGAGACCAACAUCGAUGUCAGAAUUUCGACCCAUUAGUCUCUGCAAUGUUGGGUACAAGAUCAUCUCGAAGAUUCUAUCCUCUAGACUGAAAAGUAUUCUACCCAAGAUCAUCUCUGAGACGCAAUCCGCCUUUGUGGCGGGGAGACUGAUAACAGAUAACAUCUUCGUGGCUCAGGAGAUGUUCCACGCUCUCAGGACAAACCAAAGUUGUAAAGAUAAAUUCGUGGCGAUUAAAACUGACAUGAGCAAAGCCUACGACCGGGUGGAAUGGAGCUUCAUGGAAGCUUUGCUAUUAAAGUUUGGUUUCGAUGCACAAUGGGUGCACUUGGUCAUGAAGUGUGUAUCUUCUGUAUCUUAUCAGGUUUUGAUUAAUGGAGAAGCCAAGGGACAUAUAAAACCGUCUCGAGGCCUUCGUCAAGGAGACCCUCUAUCGCCAUUCCUUUUUAUCCUCUGCACUGAGGUCUUGAUCUCUCAUAUUAAACGAGCGGAGGAAACGAAGAAGAUAUCCGGGAUUAAAAUAGCACGAGGAAGUCCAUCGAUUUCCCACCUUCUGUUCGCUGAUGACAGCCUUUUCUUCUGCAAAGCGGAGCAAUCUCAAUGCGAAGAACUGGUUCGAAUCAUUGACGUCUAUGGAACAGCCUCAGGACAACAACUGAAUAAAGAAAAAUCUUCAGUUCUGUUCGGUUCUAAGGUCAUAGCGUCCACAAAAUCUGACCUGAGAAGGUCUCUUGGUAUCACUAAAGAAGGUGGGAUGGGUAUGUACUUGGGAAUGCCAGAAAAAAUAUGCGGAUCAAAGAAGCAAGUCUUCUCUUUUGUUCAAGAUCGUAUGAAUGGAAAAAUCAACUCGUGGUCGGGUAAACUCUUAUCUAGAGGGGGCAAGGAGGUUCAGAUAAAGUCUGUGGCACAAGCGGUUCCUACAUAUGUUAUGUCCUGCUACCUCCUCCCCAUUGAUACCUGUAAUAAACUUUCCGCCGCAGUGGCGCGUUUUUGGUGGGGUACACGAAAUAAUAAUAGAGGCUUACAUUGGGUAGCCUGGGAUAAAAUUUGUGUACCUCUUGAAGAAGGAGGUUUAGGAUUCCGGAACUUCCGUGAUUUCAACUUAGCCCUCUUGGCUAAACAGGUCUGGCGCCUUCUCACCAAGCCGAAUACCCUGUUGGCUCGGGUUUUAAAAGGAAGGUAUUAUAGACAUACGAACCCUCUCUUAACGGGUAAGGCCAAUAAUCCAUCUCUUGGCUGGACGAGUUUAAUGGCGGCAAAGCAUGUGUUAAAGGAUGGGCUGCAAAGGACCAUUGGAACAGGGGCAGAAACAAAGGUCUGGGAAGACUUAUGGAUCCCUGAUUCACCUGCCCGAGCAGCUCUCCCACGCAUAGCGAACAUCGACCCGGGGUUGAAGGUCCAUCAUCUGAUCGACUUCGAGAGCAAAAUGUGGAAUAUCGACAUGGUUCAUCAGUUUAUUGCUGCGAUAGAUGUCCCCCGAGUCCUAUCGCUUAAAAUAAGUAAGACAGGACGAAGAGACAGCUACUCUUGGAGCUUCACUAGCUCUGGAAACUAUACUGUUAGAUCGGGUUAUGCUACGGUCGUGAAUCAGAGAAGGCAGAAAGAAAACGAUGGAAUAGUGGAACCAAGCACAACUGCUCUUAAGAAGGCGAUUUGGAAACUGAAGUGUCCACGCAAGAUUAAACACUUCGUCUGGAACAUGAUGUCAGGUUUCGUGGCGUCGGCAAGCAAGCUGAAAGAAAGGCACUGCGGGAUAGAUGCGACGUGCCAGCGGUGUGGGGCUGAACAAGAAACUAUCAAUCAUAUCAUUUUUGAAUGCCCACCAGCUGUGCAGUGCUGGGCAUUGUCGACAAUACCAUCAGCUCCGGGAGUAUUCCCGUGUUCUUCAGUAUACACAAACCUUGAUACUCUGUUAGGAUAUAUAGCAAAUGCAUCUCUACUAGCCGGAAAUGUGCUGAUGUUUCCUUGGUUAAUCUGGUACAUCUGGAAAGCCCGUAACGAAAAAUGCUUCAAUGGAAAGGAUGUGUCGCCGAUGGAUACGCUCCAGCUCGCAAGCAGCGAAGCGGAAACAUGGCGCAUAGCACAAGUGGUAGAGGAAGUUGCUGAUGCGGUACAAGACCAAGGAACUUCACUACAACAGGAAGAGAGACCAGUACCAGACUGUAAAUGGAGAUGUCAAGUUGAUGCAUCCUGGCAGAACAAGAACGACGAAGCCGGCUGGGGGUUCAUCCUUUUUGAAGAUCAGCAAGUUAAGCUUGUGGGAGUCAGGAAAGGAAAUUGUGCCUCCUCGCCAUUGCAUGCUGAAGCUGAGAGCCUCGCCUGGGCAAUGAAAGAGACGAGACAGAGUGGUGUUAAUGAGGUCUGCUUCGAAUCAGACUGCCAACAACUGACUCGCCUUACUCAAAACCCGCAGGAAUGGCCAGCCAUAGGACCUGAACUGGAUGAGAUCGAUUUUCUGAGCUCUGAAUUCUCUUCUUGCUCUAUCCGUUUUAUAAGACGUACUGAAAAUGUCCGUGCGGACUGCCUUGCAAAGGCAGGACGAUCACGAGCUCAUGAUUUCUGUUACUUGGAUACCAAGAUUCCUCCAUGGCUUGCUCAUGAAGCUUGCCUGUUUGAACCUCUAGUUACUUAA